UCUAUAAAAUAUUGAGGAACAUAGACGAUGACGUGACAUGUAGUUGGGACUCUUGGUCACUGGAUGGUGAUAAUGAACCCAUUUUGCCGUCUGUCUGAAAAAGAGGAAGAUACUAACGCUACGUUCAUGCAGAGCCACGGCAUACGCUUCCACAUAGGAAGUUGCAGGAUGAGCUGGAAGUAGGUCCUCUCUAAAGUUGUGUCUCACUCGAGGCUAGUAGCUGCAGCAGUGUGAGUGAUCAUCCAGUGAGACAUGAUGGACUCCGAGGUGUCUGUGCUGCUGCACUGUGCAGCCUGGAGGGGCCUGCUGGAGUCUCAAGUACAAGUGGAGCUUUCUGAAAGAUUCAACAGGCAGACUGAUCCGGCUCUAGAGCGUCAAAUAGAGGAGGUGUGGACAGAGCGAGUAUCCAAAGAGUCGUGGCUUUUCAACGGGAUGAAAUUCAGACUGCACUCUUUCUGCUUAGCCUCAUCGUGCUCAGUUUCUCCUAAACACCAAUCCUGCACUCAUCCACCCCUCAUCCCCUUCUUAGACCUCGCAGAGGAACCAGAAGGGGAAUUACAGGACAGCAGACAAAGGAUGGAGGAGAAUUUGUGUGUCACUGAUUCUGUGCAGGAGGCUGUUCAGACCAAUCUUGACAAAAGAAACAGACCUGGGAAUCAAAGAGAAAAUGUAGAUAGUGUCUGUGCAUUGUCACGAGCUUCCUCUGGUUACAGUGAGUCUAAGAGCAUUACAGCUGAACAUCCUUCCAAAAACACAGAGGAUCAAGGGACCGGCCACCUCCUCACGCUGAGACUAGGCCUUACAUGCUACAAAGAUUACUUGGGAACAAACUGGUCUAGUAGAGUGGCAGAGCUACGUCAGCAUGGAGAGGUGGAGUUUGGUGAUCCUCUGGCGCUGCUGGCUCAGCCUCUGGGUGUGGGUGCAGUCCUGUGUACAGACGACGGUCAGGUGGUGUUGAUCAGGAGGAGCCAGAGAGUGGCAGAGGCGGGGGGGCUCCUGGACAUCCCCGGAGGUCACCCAGAGCCAAAGGUGGUGUGUGAGCGCCUGGGCCAGGCAGUGUGUGAGCAGCAGAUCAGCGUGGACAUGAUGUCACAGAGGCACGUCGUCUCAGAGCUGUUCUCGUCUGUCUGCGCUGAGAUCAGAGACGAGGUGAACAUUCCUCUGAGCUCCCUCGGAGAGCCGGUCCUGAUGGGUGUCGCUCUGAAUCACACCAGCGCCGGCAGACCAAGCGCUGAGUUCUAUGUCAGUUGCUCGUUGACAUCUGAUGAAGUCCGAAAAUUGUACUGGAAAGGAGGAGCAGAGGCCCAUGAGUCCACAGAUAUUGUCUUCUUCAGCAAGACGGAGUUGUUGCAGCUGGACAGAAGCAGCCCUCUGUGGUCGGAGCUGUGUCCUUCAGCUAAAGGAGCCGUGCUGCUUUAUCAGACCGUGAAGCCUGACGGCGAGGGAGACCAGAGCAGAUGACAUGACGUCCAGCUCAUCGCAUCAGAAAAUUAAUCCAGAUGAUCAAAUGUACAUUCACAACGAGAAACCUUGUCAUUCAAAUUCAGCGAUGUUUUACUAGUUGACUCUUUGACCAAUACUGGUGCAAGAUACAGUAAAUGUUUUCACAGUUUGUACACUGUAGAGUAAAAACAUGACAUUUUAAAAAUAUUUGAAUAAAAAUACCCAAAAGUUGACCGGGCUGUCUCAGGUAUGAUUAAUAAAUACUACAACAUUGAUUAUCUUUGACUGGUCAAAGCAGCGAGUGCAAAAAUGUACCGUAGUAGUUAGUUCUCUGUGUAAAAUAACUUGCUGCUGUAGUUAACUUUUUUUCCUCCUUUUUUUUUUUAAAUUAAAUGACAUCAGUAGAAUGAUCGUCCAUGUAAACAGAUCUCAAAUGCAUCAGUUUCCUCUCGCUGCAGGUUUCUUCAACAGUACCCUUCAUAUCCGCUGUAACCAACAUCUCUGUAGUAGCAGCCCUGGUCCACAUAAGGCACACUCCACUGAAAUGUAAAAAAACGUAAAUGGAUAAUGAGAUUUGAUUAAGAAAUGAAUUUAAGGGGGCUGUUGCUCUGUUACUUAGCAUCUUUCAGCGGUUUAAAAAGCAGUCGUCAAGAAUAUAUUUUCUGAUGACUCUAUUACAGCUUCGGGUGAGUGAGCCCUGUUCAUUUUGCCUACAUUACUGACAAACUGUCCACACUGGGUGAUUGAUUAAACCAUGGCUUUUAUGAAUUAA
Molecule: messenger RNA, 2215 nt
Organism: Etheostoma spectabile (orangethroat darter)
Lineage: Eukaryota; Metazoa; Chordata; Actinopteri; Perciformes; Percidae
Gene: nudt22
Product: nudix (nucleoside diphosphate linked moiety X)-type motif 22
Exons: 8
Coding region: 253-1461 (402 amino acids)
Molecular function (GO): GDP-mannose hydrolase activity
Source: RefSeq, a predicted model, not a curated record